AUGGCAGACAACCUGACACAAGCGGGUUCCAGUUCUAAUUGCACCAUAGACCUCAGAGAGGGACAGUACCUGAUCCUUGGCCUCUACGCUGCCUCGUUCUUCAUCAGCCUGCCCGGGAACUGUCUGUCCAUCUAUGUGGCAUGCCUGCAUGUGAAACGCGAGAACGAGAUUGGUAUUUACCUCCUGAACUUGAGUUCCGUGGACAUCCUGUACACACUCACGAUCCCCUUCUGGUUCUAUGAUUGCCUUGGCCAGCACAAUGGCAUCCUCCUGUACAACGUGAUCAUGGUGGUGACUUACAGUUCCAUGUACCUGAGCCCUGCCUUUCUCUGCUGCAUUGCAGUGGAUCGCUACCUGGCCAUCGUGUACCCACUCCGGUUUUAUGAGCUGCGGACAAUACGAACAGCUGUGGUGGUCAGCGCUGUCUGCUGGGCCAUCCAGUUAACCUGCCACGUUCUGUUGCUCCACAGGCUCUCUCUGUUUUCCAAAUUCAGUUCCUCGGUCUUCAAAGAGGUGCUCCCGAUGAACAGCGCCCUGUUCACUGAGAACAUCGUCCGCAUUGUGUUUGGUUUCUUCUUCCCGCUAUCCAUCUUCGUCUUUAGCUCCCAGCGUGUCUACAGGAUGGUGGCAAAUAGCACUUCCGUCGAGAACAAGGAGAAAAGGAAAUUGGCAAGGCUGCUUUUACUCUUGCUUCUGGUCUACGUUAUCAGCUUUGGUCCGUACCAUGUCACCUUGCUUGCCCGCAGCCUUGCGGAACCAGGCAACUGCCCCUUUGCCCAGAGUGCUUACCCCUUUUAUAAAGUCUUCUUUGCUCUGACUGGACUGAACUGUGCCGCUGACCCCAUCCUCUACUGCUGGCUGAACGAUACAGCCCGGUGUGACAUUCUUCAGCUCAGCGUGGCUGCAAGAAACAGGCUGCGGAGACUGUGCAGUUGGCUGAAAUGUCAGAAAGGUUACCCAAGGAAUCGCCGGGACUUUCCCUCUGAAAGAGCAAGACCGUUGGAGCAAUAUAGUGCCAGCUUUUCGACAUGAAGUGUCAACACUUAUUUCCCGCCCAUUACUGCUGCCUUGACUUUUUUUAAAGAUUAGCUUUAUUUGUCACAUGUACAUUAAAACAUCGAAACAUAGUGAAAUGCGUUGUUUGUUUCAACAUAAGAACAUAAGAAAUUGGAGCAGGAGUAGGCCAUCUGGCCCCUCGAACCUGCUCUGCCAUUUAAUAAGAUCAUGGCUGAUCUGGCCAUGGACUCAUGUCCACUUCUCUGCCUUUUCCCCAUAACCCUUAAUUCCCCUACUAUGCAAAAAUCUAUCCAAUCCUGUCUUAAAUAUAUUUACUAAGGCAGCCUCCACUGCUUCAUUGGGCAGAGAAUCCCACAGAUUCACCACUCUCUAGGAAAAGCAAUUCCUCCUCAUCUCCAUCCUGAAUUUACUCUCCCGAAUCUUGAGGCUCUCCCUUAGUUCUAGUCUCAGCAACCAGUGGAAACAACUUUCCUACCCCCAUCUUAUCUAUCCCGUUCAUAAUUUUAUAUAUUUCUUUAAGAUUCUUCUGAAUCUAGCAAGUACAAUCCAGGUGACUCAAUCUCUCCUCAUAGUCUAACCCCCUCAUCUUUGGUCUGAGGAUGUGCUGUGUGCAGCCUGGAAGUGGCACCAACAUAGAAAACCCUUGACUUACUAACCCUUACUCCCUUACUAACCCACUCCCUUACUAACCCUUACUCCCUUACUAAUCCUUACUCCCUUACUAAUCCUUACUCCUUUCCUAACCCUUACUCCCUUACUAACCCUUACUCCCUUACUAAUCUUUACUCCCUUACUAACCCUUACUCCCUUACUAAUCCUUACUCUCUUACUAACCCUUACUCCCUUACUAAUCCUUACUCUCUUACUAACCCUUACUCCCUUACUAAUCCUUACUCCCUUACUAACCCUUACUCCCUUACUCACCCUUACUCCCUUACUAAUCCUUACUCUCUUACUAGCCCUUACUCCCUUACUAACCCUUACUCCCUUUCUAAUCCUUACUCCCUUACUAAUCCUUACUAGCUUGUACAUCUUUGGAAUGUGGGAGGAAAACAAAACACCCAGAGGAAACACACGUAGUCAUGAGGAGAAUAUACAAACUCCUUACAGACAACGGUGGGAAUUGAACUUCAAUUGCUGAUCACUGGAGUUCUAAUAGCAGUAUGCUAUUAUUUAUUAUUGUUGUUACUUUCUUAUUGUAUUUGCACUGUUUCUUGUCUUGUGCACACUGUUUGAACGCCCAGUUGGUAUGGUUUUUAAUUGAUUCUAUUAUGGCUAUUAUUCUAUUUUGGAUUUAUUGAGUAUACCUGCAAGAGAAGGGUUGCAUAUGGUGACAUAUAUAUGUACUUUAAUAAGAGAUUUACUUUGAACUUUUUGACUGUAAAUGAACAACUUCUCCUGAUGUAA
Molecule: messenger RNA, 2424 nt
Organism: Hypanus sabinus (Atlantic stingray)
Lineage: Eukaryota; Metazoa; Chordata; Chondrichthyes; Myliobatiformes; Dasyatidae
Product: G-protein coupled receptor 4-like
Exons: 1
Coding region: 1-1032 (343 amino acids)
Biological process (GO): G protein-coupled receptor signaling pathway
Cellular component (GO): membrane
Molecular function (GO): G protein-coupled receptor activity
Source: RefSeq, a predicted model, not a curated record